UCUCCCUCCUACCACCAAUAUCCACUCUGUCCUCCUCCUCCCUUCCUCUAUCAUGCGACCGCCUCCUCGUCCCUUGUAGCCGAUCACCUCCUCCUCCUCUUCCUCCUCCUCCUCCUCCGUCAUGGGCAACUGCUUCACCAAGGAGGACGCCGACUCCGCCUCACCCGAUGCCGCCGCUGCUGCCGAUUCAACCUCGGGCUCUGAUCCCAUUGACGCCGCCCCCAUCCAGAACGCUCCCAUCUCCACCGCCACCUGCACCUCGCCGCCCAAGCCGGCCGCCAUCGGCCCCGUGCUCGGCCGCCCGAUGGAGGACGUCGGCGCCACCUACUCCCUCGGCAAGGAGCUGGGGCGAGGCCAGUUCGGCGUCACCCAUCUCUGCACCCACAAGGCCACCGACGAGAAGCUGGCUUGCAAGACCAUCGCCAAGCGGAAGCUCGCCAACAAGGAAGACAUCGAGGACGUGAGGAGGGAGGUCCAGAUCAUGUACCACCUCGCGGGGCAGCCCAACAUCGUCGAGCUGAAGGGGGCCUACGAGGACAAGCAGUCGGUGCACCUCGUGAUGGAGCUGUGCGCCGGCGGGGAGCUCUUCGAUCGGGUCAUCGCGAGGGGCCACUACACGGAGCGGGCGGCGGCGUCGCUGCUGAGGACGAUCGUGGAGAUCGUGCACACGUGCCAUUCCAUGGGGGUGAUGCACAGAGACCUCAAGCCGGAGAAUUUCCUGCUGCUGAACAAGGACGAGGACGCGCCUCUCAAGGCCACCGACUUCGGGCUCUCGGUCUUCUUCAAGCAAGGUGAGGUAUUUAGAGACAUAGUUGGCAGUGCAUUUUACAUAGCACCUGAAGUCCUCAAGCGAGCAUAUGGGCCAGAAGCUGAUAUUUGGAGUAUAGGGGUGAUGCUCUACAUUUUCCUCUGUGGAGUUCCUCCAUUUUGGGCUGAAUCUGAACAAGGGAUCUUCAAUGCAAUUCUACAAGGACAGAUCGACUUCACAAGUGAUCCAUGGCCUAACAUUUCACCUGGUGCCAAGGAUCUUGUCAGAAAGAUGCUGAAGUUAGAUCCCAGACAGAGGCUAACAGCAUUCGAAGUUCUCAACCAUCCAUGGAUCAAAGAAGAUGGAGAAGCACCUGAUACGCCACUUGACAAUGCUGUUCUCAACAGACUGAAACAGUUCAGAGCAAUGAACCAGUUUAAGAAAGCUGCUUUAAGGGUAAUAGCAGGAUGCUUAUCAGAGGAGGAGAUCAGAGGCCUGAAGGAAAUGUUCAAGAAUAUGGAUUCUGACAAUAGUGGAACCAUAACUCUUGAAGAACUGAAACAAGGUCUUGCUAAGCAAGGAACAAAGCUAUCGGAGCAUGAAGUCAAACAGCUAAUGGAAGCUGCUGACGCAGAUGGGAAUGGAACUAUCGAUUAUGAGGAGUUCAUUACAGCAACGGUGCACAUGAACAGAAUGGAUAGAGAAGAGCAUCUAUAUACAGCAUUCCAGUACUUUGAUAAGGACAACAGUGGAUAUAUUACAAUGGAAGAACUUGAGCAAGCUCUGAAAGAGAAGGGGCUAUACGAUGAAAAGGAAAUCAAGGACAUAAUAUCUGAAGCCGAUGUGGAUAAUGAUGGAAGGAUAAAUUAUGAUGAGUUUGCGGCCAUGAUGAGAAAAGGGAACCCGGAGCCAAAUCCAAAGAAGAGAAGAGAUGUGGUUCUUUAACCAUAUACAGAGAAGAGGAAUGAGAGGAACAGUGUUGUAUCCAAUAUUUUGGCAUGCUGGAGAAAUCAUUCAUAAGAUUGUAAGCUAAUCAAGAGAGGACAAAAGAACCUGAACAGCUUCAUAGUGAAUUCUAUUCAUAAUCUUCAUGUACAAAAUCUUGC
Molecule: messenger RNA, 1854 nt
Organism: Musa acuminata subsp. malaccensis (wild Malaysian banana)
Lineage: Eukaryota; Viridiplantae; Streptophyta; Magnoliopsida; Zingiberales; Musaceae
Product: calcium-dependent protein kinase 2-like
Biological process (GO): peptidyl-serine phosphorylation; intracellular signal transduction; protein autophosphorylation
Cellular component (GO): cytoplasm; nucleus
Molecular function (GO): ATP binding; calcium ion binding; calcium-dependent protein serine/threonine kinase activity
Source: RefSeq, a predicted model, not a curated record